Messenger RNA from Salvelinus sp. IW2-2015, 1375 nucleotides. RefSeq names its product guanine nucleotide-binding protein subunit alpha-14-like. Gene Ontology annotation, cellular component: heterotrimeric G-protein complex. Gene Ontology annotation, molecular function: guanyl nucleotide binding; GTPase activity; G-protein beta/gamma-subunit complex binding. The record is from RefSeq and is a predicted model, not a curated record. Gene Ontology annotation, biological process: action potential; adenylate cyclase-modulating G protein-coupled receptor signaling pathway; phospholipase C-activating dopamine receptor signaling pathway. NCBI's taxonomy places the organism in Eukaryota, Metazoa, Chordata, Actinopteri, Salmoniformes, Salmonidae.
GCCUGCAAAGUUUGGUUAAUGAUGGCUGGAUGUUGUAUGUCAGCCGAGGAGAAGGAUAAUCACAGAAUCAAUCAGGAGAUUGACAGGCAGCUGCGACAGGACAAGAAAGACUCGGGCAGUGAACUCAAACUGCUGCUAUUAGGUACUGGAGAGAGUGGGAAGAGCACCUUCAUUAAACAGAUGAGAAUCAUCCAUGGUGCCGGCUACUCAGACGAGGACAAGCGAGGCUUCACCAAGCUGGUGUACCAGAACAUCUUCACUGCCAUGCAGUCCAUGAUCCACGCCAUGGAGACCCUCAAUAUCCCCUUCCUGGAGGCCCAGAAUAAGGGCUAUGCCAGCAUGUUGAGCGAGGUGGAGGUGGACAUGGUGAAUGAUCUGGAGAGAGGCCAUGUGGACACCAUCAGGAGCCUGUGGAGGGACGGUGGAGUGCAGGAGUGUUAUGCCCGCCGCAGGGAGUACCAGCUAUCUGACGCCGCCAAAUAUUAUCUGAGUGACCUGGACCGGAUCGCAAAGGCCUCCUACCUUCCCACUGAGCAGGACAUCCUGAGGGUCCGAGUGCCGACCACGGGAAUCAUCGAGUACCACUUUGACAUGGAAGAAGUAAUCUUCAGGAUGGUGGAUGUGGGGGGUCAGAGGUCAGAGAGGAGGAAGUGGAUCCACUGCUUUGAGAACAUCACGUCCAUCAUCUUUUUGGCCGCGCUCAGCGAAUACGACCAGGUGCUGGGUGAAUGUGACGAGAACUGUAUGGAGGAGAGCAAAGCACUCUUUAAGACCAUCAUCACAUACCCCUGGUUCCAGCAAUGUUCUGUCAUCCUAUUCCUUAACAAGACCGACAUCCUAGAGGAGAAGAUCACGCGCUCCCACCUUGUCAACUACUUCCCAGAAUACACUGGGCCGCAGAAUGAUCCUAAAGCAGCCAGGGAGUUCAUCCUGAAGAUGUACCAGGAGCAGAACCUAGACAGAAAGACUGUUUACUCCCACUUCACCUGUGCCACUGACACAGAGAACAUCCGCUUUGUGUUUGCUGCUAUCAGAGAGACCAUCGUCAAAAAUCACCUCAAGGACUUCGCCAUUAUUUAGAGGAGAGCUAAGGCUCCUGUGAGGUUAGGAGACAUCUAGCCUGGUCCCAGAUCUGUAGCAUGUGCUACAACUCCUCUAACUGUCAUUGACAUGAGUUGGUUAAAGCACAUACAGAUCUAGGAUCAGGCUAUGAGACUUGAGAGUAUAUGUAUAGGGUUAGGUUGGAACGUUAGAUUGAUGCGGUAGAAGAAAAUGCUUUGACUGCAAGAUUUGUAGCAUGGGUUGGAACCGGUUCAGGGAACAGAACCGAAAACCGGAAAAUAACAUUUUUCAAGGAACAGAAACAGAACUGGGA